AUGGAAGAUACCACCACGACCCCUUCGACACAGUACCAACAAGACAACAAUGAAGUGACAAUACCCUCGCGCUGGUUGGAAUUGGCUCGCCAAACACCCAUGGCCGGACCUGGUGCGUUUGUGGGUGUGCCAGGUGCCUACAGUGCCGCGCCAGGACCCCAAGUCGCACCGAAUGACCAACUGAGCUAUGAAUUGUUGCAACGCCAGCAGCAGAGCGCACUUCCUCCUCGCCUGUCCAGUCGUAGUAUUGGCAACGACGACUCGGGUUUGCUGGAAGCCCGGAAAGUUGUGGAUGAAUCCGCAACCAGAGAACGUGAAGAAGCGGAACCCGUUGAUGAGGAGGAAGCCCGACGCCGGUCUUCGGCUCGACGUGCCCAAGGGGAUCGAAAAAUUGAUCGCGGUGCUACGGUGGACAGCGACGCCAAAAGCAUUGAAACGAUUUCGCCCACGCAGGAUCUUCUUGCCCUCCUGGAUCCUCCCGACUACACGGUGUCGACCCUCAUGAAGGACGAGAAUUCAACUCAGGCCAAAGCCUAUGAGUGGUUGUUGGAAGAUCAAAUGUUGGGAGGCAACUACACUCAAGAACGUCUACGACAACGCUUUGCCUUGGCAACAUUCUUCUAUGCUACCAAUGGUUUGGGAUGGAAUCAGACAGAUAGAUGGCUAUCCCACGAACGUCACGAAUGUGAAUGGAUGUCUUUGAACUUGCAGCCAGUGCUGACAGAUCAUUUUCUGUAUGACUUCCCAACAGUUGAUGUAUGCGACAGGAAUGACAACAUUCAGAUCCUAGCACAGCAGGAAAACGAGCUCCAAGGAACAAUCCCACUUGAACUCUUUUGGGGCUUGCCAUCGCUUCAGCGGCUGCACUUGGAGAGUAAUCCAGGCCUGGUGGGAACCAUCCCAACCGAGAUUGGGAUGUUGUCUAACCUCCAGGAACUGGCGUUAAUUUGGUCUUCAUUCACCAGGACAAUCCCAGUACAAGUCUUCCAGCUUCCGUCGCUCAAGACUCUUGUGUUGGGUGCAUUGGCGAAAUAUGGAGAGCACAAGUUCAUCACCGGUACUCUACCAGCAACAGCGAUUGGUGGCAUGACAUGUGAGUUGUGA
Molecule: messenger RNA, 1104 nt
Organism: Seminavis robusta
Lineage: Eukaryota; Bacillariophyta; Bacillariophyceae; Naviculales; Naviculaceae
Source: the annotation of a GenBank genome assembly